GGUACGAACGCUGACAUCUCUGGCUGUUUCUAUCCUAAACAAAAAAACAAGCACCACGAUCCAAAACGGCAAUAAAAGAACUGCUCAUUAUUAUUGUUUACUUGCCUUCCGGUGCGUUUGUCUGUCUAAACGGGGCUUCUGCGCAACGGUAGGCUUUACAUUGCCGCCAAAAGGUAGAAAAGAGCAGAUUUCUUACGCCAACACCGAGCGCUACAUGUCCAAAUGACAAGGAGAAAGAAAUAUCUAUAUACAUGUAUACAUGACCAGCGGUGCAGUAGCUCCUUAAACUGAAGCCGAUCCCACAGCCGCGAUUGCUGUUGAAGUAUACCAAGUAAUUCAAUAAUAAUAGUACCAGUCGAGGUAGCAGCCCUAGCUGCUACGCGGUUAUGCCAUGCUGAUGAUUCCGCUGUUCAUGAAGUUUUGAAAUUUUGACAUAUCUCUAUCUUUUUUUUGUCGUCGAAACGCUCACAGACAAGUACACUUUCAACCAGCCCGCGUUCGCUGCUCACUCUACUAAGCUGCGUUCGUCAUAGUUUGGUCCUUCUUCAUCGGUACCGGGCAGUGCUAUGGCUGGCAGUUGCAGAAGCAGAUUUAGCUCUGAUCAGCUAGCUCUUGCUGUUAAAACGGUAGGCAGCACCAGUUAUCGUCAGGCACUAUCAGCAGACGGGGACAGGGGGAGACUGUGACGACGACGGGAGAAGCAUAAGCGGGAGCCGCUGCCAUGACAAGCAGACGACCGAACGUGAAUCAGACUGCUUCAAAAGCCUUCGAAGGGGUUGCUGCUGCUGUUAUUGCUGAUACACAAAAAAAGAUAGAUAGCGAGCGGAGGUGCCAGGCAGUUGUUGGUAUUGCAGCAGUGGGUGCACUGAACGAAGCGAACAGCAGACCAACCAUAAUAAAAGCCAGUUCACCCAAUAGUUGCAAGCUUCUCGCAGCGCUAUUGACAUUAUAACUGUUAUUAAUUCUUAAAUAGAUCAUCGGUAUAUUGAUAUAUCGUUUAUGAUAUCGGUUUCUUAUAUAUUUUGAAAAAAAAUAUACAUAUAUUUCGUAUGUUUUUAUUUUCUUGUCUCAGCAACAAUAUCCGCAGCGGCUAAAUGACUCCGUGAAAAAUCGUCUGUUCGCUCCAUUGAUAACUGGCCUGUUUUGCGGUCGGCCAGGACAAAAUGAAAUAGUUUCUAAAUGUAAGGGGGAACGAAAAUACUGUGUUGGCGCUUUUUCUUUCUUCUCUGGACCCCUGCAGAUCUGAUCUCAAAACUGUCGAAUCUCAAAGAGAACGUCAAAGUGUCGUGGUCCUGCAAAGGCGCACUUGGUCCUCAAAAUGCUAAAAAGUGAAUCCGCGAACGCUGAAUACCUGAAUAUAGGCCUUUUCUGCCUGUCGGCCGAUAUCCGAUACCAUAACGGCUAAAUGAGCUGUCACAAUUCUAGUUAGGCAAUGUCCUAGCAGCAGCAUAUGGUCUAACUGGGUGCGACUGAUGGCUUCCUCUCUCUAGGGGAGUUUGAUAAGAAUGGCGGAACAAUGCUGUGAAGAUUGUAUUCUUGUUAUUGAAUCUAGAAAACAGAGGAUAGGUCAAAUUUCUUUCUCAUACAACUUUUGUCAUUUUUUUAAUGACAGAUAACGCAUACGUAUCAUGGAAAAAUCGUUGCUCUUUAGCAACGACUUUUUUCAUGUCUUAACAAUAUACCAAAAAGCACCGCCCGUAAGCAAAAAGCCAUUGCCAUCCUUCGUCCUAUGAAGUUUUGCUCUACGUCUAUGAAUUAUGUUUAUUAUAAUCGACACACACGUGUCUAUUGUAUUCUUUAUGAUUGAUUUAAAAACCAACUCAGUGUUUGGGCUUGUAUUACUUGUCAUUAUCGACCAUGUGCUAAAAGCCAGCUAAUUUGACAGUAUAAUUCUAUAUUACGUUACCAAUACCGAUACAAACGCAGCCGCGCGUUCCAAAGGAGCAAAAAAACAAUGCCAUGAUGUUUGGCAACGACACUGGAUCUGAGCUUGCGACGAUGUCCUUCUUACGGUGCUUUGACGCUGUCUGCCUGCCUAUUAUAGUUUCCCCACUACAUCGUACAGGGCUUCAUGAAAUGUUCUUCCCCGAACGCCGUAAACAUGAACUGACUGGCUCUACCUCUUCCGUAAGUACCCCCGAAUCUUUUGAACCUAAAAUCCUUCUCCAGCUGCUGCCUUUAUUUUCGCUCUCUGUCUCCCUUCUGUAUCUGUUCUCCAGAAGCCGGUGCGGUCCCAGCCGUCGUAGAUAUCCUGACGGCCGUUGCUGUCGACUCCUGGACAGCUCCUGAUAUCUUGGCGGAACGUGUCCCAUCUUCUUCUUUCCAAGCUUUCCCGUUUUCCUAGGCUGGCGUUCCUCCUUCCUCCUCCUUUUCGCUGCGGUCCUGAUUUGAAAGCCACGAGCCAUUGUUGGUUGUAUAUCGGUCAGUAGAUCUUGAGCAAAAGAAAGAGCAAAAGAUUGUGUCUGUGAGGUCUUGUGAGUCUGAGUGCAAGGGGAGAAACCCAAAGGAAAAUGGACGUUGCUGCAUAGUACUAUUGGUAGCAGCGGUGGUAGUAGCGUUAGUGGUAGCAGGGACAAACGAAUGGAAAGCCGGCCGGUCCGCACUGUUCAUAGACGAUCCCGCAAUCUCGACGGGCACCCGUCGACAGACCCGCCCGCCCAUGCUCACACGCAUACAGACUCCCAAACAGAUAUCCAUACACAGACACAUUAUAGAUCUCCCAGCUGUAUUUAUUCCUCUCGUAGAAUCCUGCAGAGUGGUAGUAACAGGAGAAAGAGACGAGGUCAGGGGAGGCAAAGCAAGCCGCCGCUGCGGCAGCGGCUGUUUUAAAUUCAUGCAGAUCUCGUCCGCAAUCUCUGCUACGGCUUCUUUUUGCCACCAGUCGUCGGCCGGCCGGCCGGUCGGUCGGUCGCUCGAUGCGUACUUGAAUGGUAGUAGCCAGCCCGACUACUACCCGCGCCCGUCGCCAGACCUCGAAAUAGCUGCGGAGCUCGGUGGAAAAGAAACUUCCACCGAGAAGCUCAUUGACGUUGGUCCUGUCUCUUUGAUCGUGGGUCUUCCGCCUUCUCUUUUUUGUUCCCCUGGUUUUGCCUUCUCGUCGCGUCGACCUUCUCUUGCGUCGCUUGAGCGUCGCAUGGCUGCGGCGUUCGCGCGGUGGCAGCAACAGCGACGAGCUAGCCAGUAAGCCGUCGAUAUCGUCCAAAGAAUGAGUGAGAGUGAGUGAAGUUGGGUGGAGUCAUAGCGUUGAGCCGAGUGUUGAGUCAUACAUCUUCCUACUGCACACGGCUAGAUGGAUAUCCACAAGCGAGCUCAGACAGAACAGACAACUACCGCUGUUGUUGUUGUUGCUGUUGUUGGUGGUGAUUGUGGCGAUAGUGAAAUAGCACACUGAGUCGAGACUGGUAAGAGCUUCACGCUGACGAUUACAAUUGGGACAACUCCACCUCAAGUUGCCAUGUACCAGAAGGCCAUCAAGGUUACCGUGGACGGACCUCGAGAGCCCCGAAGUGCGUACCCCAACAAGCUCCAGCUAGCCGAUACUUACAGACUACUUGGACAACAGCAGCACCUCCGCGCGUUCGCGUCAGCCUUCGGUGCGCGACCUCCGCCGUUCCUGGAUCCCCUUCGCGAAUGGGACGCCCUACGACGCAAGAAUCCUCCUAAUCCCCUGAACCCUUUAAGCAGCCUCGGCAACAGCCUCAACAGUCCUCCAGCCCAUCCCACUACCGCAAGCACAGGUCUAACAGGACUUGGCACUGGACACCACCCACAUUCAGGUGGCGACUGGGUGACGGGACCGCUUGGGGACCCGCAGAGGCGACACCUCUCUCAGCAACAACAAUUGCAGCAACAGCAAUCUUCUUGUAACACUGCCAACUCGAAUACGACUACGCCAAACUCUGACGUUGUGUCAGUGGGCGGCGUAUCGUGCGGCGCUAACGGUGGAACCGACUGGCCUUCGGGAGGAGGAGCGUACCCCGGGGGCAGCGGUCCCGGAAGGCCGUUCGCACCAUUUGGCGGCAUCCUGGCGGCACCCGCUCCGCCGCCGCCGGCCACUUCACCUUCCAGCCACUUUUCCAGCGAAUCUCGCGAUAAUAACAGUGUAUCCAAUCCCAACAACCCGAUCUCCAGACCGACCUCGCCAGGUUCAACGGCGGAGCGUACCUCGCCAGCGACAUCCCCAACCUCGAAGGGUUGUAACGGACCACCGCUGGCAACCCUCAAUACAAACCACGAUUCAUCGUCACUACCGCUAAACCUUCUACGCUACAAUUGUAGUGCAGCUGCGGUCGCCGUGGCUGCCGCAGCUGCCCAGGAUCUCUGUCUAUCUGAACGCCUCGCUGAACUUCGACAAGGACUUGUUGGCCUCAGUCAAAAUUCUUUACAGAGUAAUCCGGUAAUAUCGAGCCAGGCUGCAGCAAUGAGUACGCUACUAUCGCAGAAUCCGUACGCAGCCGCCUAUGCUAACUUUCUACAUAACCAUUACCAGCAGCAGCAACAACAGCAGCAACAACAACAACAACAACAACAACAACACGCCCAACAGCAGCAAAACGGGGGUUCUGGCCUAUAUCCUACUCAUCCUGCAUUACUCUAUCCCGGUCUCUAUGGUGCAGCGUUGGCGCCACACGGCUCAACGGCAUUUCACAUACCAAGCUUAAACAGCAACCAUCCACUGGGUCGUAACAAACAACAGCCAGGAUCACGAUCUUCAUCACCACCGCGUCCGGCAAGCGUCCAGCCGUCAAGUCCAAACCCAAGUUCGCAGGAUUCGCGCGCAAGUUCGCGAUCGCCUCCAUGUUCGCCCAUGCGCGCCCGUUCGCCGCCCGUGUCAGUCGUCGACGACUACGACGAUGACGGUGGCUGUGGCGGAGGCGGCGGUGCAAUAUCUGAUUGCGACCAACAACGUGAACGCGAUAUCUCAGAACCUCCGAGCUCACCGGGAACUUCUUCCCAUAAAGAACACCACCUCGAUGAAAAAGAGGAUCCACCCUGUGAGCUUAAGGACGAAACGUAUAGGAAUAAAAGGCGUAGUUCUGGGGAUGAGAACAGUGAUUCUGAAGACGAAACCGGAUCGAAAAAGAAAAAAGACGACGAGAAAACCCUCUGGAGGCCGUACUGAAUCCUUUUUGCAAUAUGGGACGAUCGUGUCAUGGACUAGUGCGAAGGUCGGCAACAAUUCAUUAAAACUAUAUAUUAAUCUCACCUCAUCAAAGGUUCUCUUGUGAAACCACAAUAGCAAAACAUUUCUAGACGAGCGACCAAUCGGUACAAACACGGACCAUAACAAAAGCUCCACCGGUGUCAACAUAGAAGGGUCGCGCGGUGACAGUUUCGCUUUGUGGACGCAACGAAGUCGUCAGCAUUAUCAGCCGAAAUCAGCGAUUGGGGAAACGGUCCUAUUUUUCAACGCUGCAGCAGUGGUCGUAGGGCACCCGUUCGUGUCCAUUUAGAUAUUGGCCGAAGGGGGGAUCUCGUUCAUGGACAUCACCCUGAGAACACGCGACGCUCAACGCAGCAAUUCAAUGAUGGUGCAACCAACUGAGUCAAUCCUGUAUAUAAUGCUAAGCAAAAAAGGAAAAGUAGAAAAAAAACCACAAAAUUUAGAGCAACAUCGGCGGCCAGGGAAGUGGCUAGACUGCGGACAAAAGAGACGCUUCGCUGUCUCGCCGCAUUCAUACACAGAAGGUAAAGAUAAUGGCGAAAAAGAAGACCUCGAUGAAGAUGACGAUGAUGUGAUUAACCUCACACGGACUGAGCUGCUUUUAGAGCGAACAGAAGCAAACCCAUUCAGAAGAAUCCGUUUUUCUCCAUUACCACCAUCGUCGUCGUCGUCGUCAAGCACAAGCGUAUCUUUCCUCUAACUAACGACAUCGGCCUCUUCUGCACGUGUCGAAAGCGCUCAACAGGGCAAAGCAAACGAAAAAAUAUCUCGCAAAAACCGACUGCUACUACUGCUGCUGCUGCUGCUGCUGCUGCUGUUAUUGUUGUUGCUCACUAUUGUUUGUCAUCAGUCACCAGCCCCUCAAUGCAUUGAUCAUUAAGCUAAACUAAAAUAAAGUGAUGAUGAUGACUACCUUGACGUUUGCCCCGUCGCUUUGAUUCUACCAGCCUCCAGCGUUUUGCUUGGCUAUUCACUUAACCUGCAGCGGCACACGCUCUAUAGCGGUGCAUUUCAUUCAUUUUGUAUAAAAAUAAUAAUAGACACUUCCGCUCCCACCACUUACCUACCUAUAUAUAUAUAUAUAUAUAUAUAGGUAUGUACCUACUUUUUAGGCACUAUUACUGCACCUAGUAUCAUAUUCUCUCUGCUAGAAUUUCAUUGAUAACAGACACAAACCCUAUUAUUAGAUAUUUGCAUAGAUAAUGUAGUAAAGCAGCGGAGAGGCAAGAUUCACAUCCACGCGAUAAUAUAUAGAGAGAUAAAGGCCCUGUAUUUUCAAAAAAAAAAACGCAAGUGAAACGUGAUGUAAAAUAAUAACCAUGUGAAGAUCAAUGCUCCGUACUUACGGAAACAAAGGGGGAAGGAGAAAAAGACACAAAUCAGACCCAGAUGAUGAUGAUGACGACGAUGUGAGCAUGGUGGAAUCAUUCAAGAUGGCAGUGAUCUACUAUGAGACGACUGACCGGUGAUGACAAACAAAACCUCACACAUACACACUCACACACACACACACACACACACACACACACACAUAUAUAUAUAUAUAUAUUCCUAUGAAAGCUAACAAAGAACGCUGCGACUGAAGCUACUACUAUUACUACUACUACUACUACUACUACUACUAUUACUACUAUUACGACGACGACUACUACAACAACUA
Molecule: messenger RNA, 6824 nt
Organism: Varroa destructor (honeybee mite)
Lineage: Eukaryota; Metazoa; Arthropoda; Arachnida; Mesostigmata; Varroidae
Biological process (GO): regulation of DNA-templated transcription
Cellular component (GO): nucleus
Molecular function (GO): RNA polymerase II cis-regulatory region sequence-specific DNA binding; ATP binding; DNA-binding transcription factor activity, RNA polymerase II-specific
Source: RefSeq, a predicted model, not a curated record